Messenger RNA from Raphanus sativus (radish), 886 nucleotides. RefSeq names its product LOB domain-containing protein 7. NCBI's taxonomy places the organism in Eukaryota, Viridiplantae, Streptophyta, Magnoliopsida, Brassicales, Brassicaceae. The coding region runs from base 170 to 763 and encodes 197 amino acids. The transcript has a single exon. The record is from RefSeq and is a predicted model, not a curated record.
UUAUUUCUCUAAUAAAAAAAAAACUCUCUCUAUAAACCGUCUCCGAAAUUUUCUCUAUCCACAACUCAACUCUCUCCUCGAUCUUGUCUUUCAAUCCUUCUCUUUACGGAGUAAAUCAAGGAAACCUCUAUUCGAAACCCUAAAAAAUCUCCCCCCAAACACCAAACUAAUGUCCUUAAGCAAGUUCCACGGUGGCUCCUCCUCCUCUGCCACGGCUUGCGCUGCUUGUAAAUACCAGAGGAAAAAGUGCACCGAAAACUGUAUCCUCGCUCGUUAUUUCGCACAAGAAAAACAAAAUCAGUUUCUAAACGCCCAUAAAUUGUUCGGAGUAAGCAAUAUAACAAAGUUCAUCAAAGGAGUUGAAGAAUGUCAACGCGACGUAGCCAUGAAUAACCUAAUUUUUCAUGCCAAUGCUCGUGCUCGAGAUCCGGUUUUGGGAGUUUUCAAAAUCAUGCUUGAUCUCAAGCACCAGAUUGCUUGUGCUCAGGCUGAACUUAACUUUCUUCAUCAGAAACUUGCCACGUGUCAAACUUUAGCUCUCCAGCAGCAACUUGCCUGCUAUUCGUACGGAGAUCUAUUAGAACAAGGAGACCAAUACCUUAAUAUUGAUGGUCAUGUUCAUCAAGAGAUAAUGCAGAAGCAGAGUCCGCUGAACUACGAGAUGUUUAUGGAGAUGCCUAUCAAGCUUGAGAAGGAAAAAAUCUCUAUUCCAGGACACAAGAAUGCGGUGAACCAGAUAGCUAUGCCGUCGCAAGUGAUUUAGUAGUUUUAAGUCCGGUUUCUAGUUUUUUUUGUGUGUUUUGUACACACUAUCCAAAGUUUAGGUUAGUUUGUUUUCUUGAUUACCACUGCUUUUUUCUUUGUUUUAGUUUUACAGAUUGUCAAA